ACGCACUAAUGGCGCGCUUAGAAAACCAGUCGAAGUUAAACUUUCCAUUUCUGUGUUUAUUAGCGAGUGGCGGUCACUGUCUUUUGGCAAUGGUAAAGAGUGUGAACGAUUUUAGUUUAUUAGGUGAGGCAACAGAUGGGUCGCCGGGUGAAUGUUUUGAUAAAGCGGCACGUGUGAUUGGGCUAACAAAUCUACCUGAAUACAGUGAGAGUAGUGGCGGUCGAGCUAUUGAGCUGGAGGCAUACAAAGCGACAAAUGCCGACCGAUUUGUAUUUCCAUCACCACUGAACGACGGUCGAAACUGUCAAUUUAGUUUCUCAGGUCUAAAAUCGGCGGCAAUAACAACCGUUCAAGAUUUGCAAAAAAGUGCCCAAAUCGAGCCCGACCAACUAAUUCCACACCAUGAAGAUUUCUGUGCCGGUUUCUUAAAAGCGACCACAAAGCACAUAAUGCGAAAAACUCAACGCGCGAUCCAGUAUUGCGAACGGAAAGGUUUCUUCGGAUUCGGUGCAAAUACAAAGCCACGGUCAUUGGUCUUUUCGGGUGGAGUAGGAUGCAAUGAUUUCAUCUUUCGAGCAUUAAGUGAAAUGGCAUCGGAGUUUGGAUAUAAAACCUUUCGACCGCCAAAGCGACUGUGCACCGAUAAUGGCGUGAUGAUUGCAUGGAACGGCAUCGAACGAUGGAUCGACAAUGAUCAAGUGUACCGAGAAUUAGAUAUUGAUAGUGUUACACCAUUGGAUCGUCAACCAUUCCGAACCAAUCUAGUCGAAGAUGUUGAACGGAAAAAUAUACAAUGUACCUGGAUCAAAGUACCAUCAAUGCAAUCAAAUAGGCUAGUAAUGACAUAAAAUAAGCAGCUUAUCAGCGGUGUGAGAUCUCUACCUGUUCAGUGUCUUAUUAUAAAGUGAAGCAGCAGAAGAUUGAUUUUUGCACGGAUUUGAUUGUGUCAACAUUUUGGUUUUUACUUUGGAUUAAUACAAACACAUCGAUUGAUGAGAAAAAGGUUGUAACGAUGCGUCGUGAAGUGGCAACGAUUUAGAUUCUCAAACAUCGACAAAACACGCACUGCAUCUUUGUCGCUACCAUGGAGUCCAUGUGGUCCGAGGGAGACUUAGUCUGGUUUACUGAUACCAACUUUUUACAUCCAUUACCCGGCGAAAUCCAAGAAGUACAUCGUGCCGCACAAGUCAUCAUCGUUCAAGCUGUUAUCAAUGGAAAACCACAGACAUUUACAUUGGGUCCAGGUGAGGGGAGUUUGCAGCGACGCCAGGAUCUGGGCAGUAGUGGCGUGGAUGAUAUGACACAAUUGGAAGACUUACACGAAGCAUCUUUACUAUGGAAUUUACGGAUUCGUUACGAUGUCGGUCAAAUUUAUACAUUUGCCGGCUCAAUAUUGAUCGCUGUCAAUCCGUACAAAAUGAUUCCCGAUUCGUACGGCAUUCAAAUGGCAAAGAAAUAUGCAGCAAAGCCAUUAGGUACAAUGCCACCACAUUUAUUUGCAAUAGCAGCGGCUGCACAUGCUGCUUUGCCCACCCCACAAGUCGUUGUUAUCUCUGGAGAAUCCGGUGCUGGCAAAACUGAAUCCACCAAAUUGGUGAUGCAAUAUUUGGCAGCGGUGGUACCAGGCGGUGGCAGUGCAUCAGCUGUUAUAACCGAACAGAUUCUCGAAGCUGGCCCUUUGCUUGAAGUGUUCGGCAAUGCCAGAACAACACGAAAUGACAAUUCAUCUCGAUUUGGCAAAUAUGUCGAAGUAUACUUCAAACACGGUGCCAUCGUUGGCGCCAAAAUCACACAAUAUUUACUAGAAAAAUCACGAAUCGUCACACAUGCACCGGGCGAACGAAACUAUCACGUGUUUUAUGAACUGUUCGGCGGAUUAAGUGAAAGCGAACGCUCCAAAUAUGGAUUACUCGAUGUCAAUAAAUACUUUUAUCUGAAUCAAGGCGCUUCAGAUUGCGGCCCGGGAAGAGUUGAUUGGGCAUCACUUCAAGGAGCUAUGCAAGUUUUAGGCGUUUCCGAAAAAGAACAAAAUGGAAUCAUACGCAUUUUAGCGUCAGUACUGCAUUUGGGAAAUAUUUAUUUCCAUCGUCGUCAAUUGAGACACGGCCAAGAAGGCGUUGAACUGGGUUCGGAUGCAGAAGUGAAGUGGGCUGCACACUUAUUGCAAAUAGCAGACGAUGACUUACACAGAGUACUCACGACUCGUCUCACAGAAACAAGAACUGAACGUUUAUACACACCAUUAGGCAUCGACCAAGCACUUGAUUCGCGCGAUGCAUUCGCCAAAGUGCUUUAUUCUGGUCUUUUCAAUUGGUUGGUAUCCCGUAUCAAUUCAAUAGUGCACAAAGGAGGCACCCAUGACGCGUAUCGAAUUUCAAUUCUUGAUAUUUUUGGUUUCGAAGACUUCCCCGAAAAUAGCUUCGAACAGCUGUGUAUCAAUUUUGCAAAUGAAAAUCUUCAAUUAUACUUCAACAAGCAUGUGUUCAAGCUGGAGCAAGCUGAAUAUGCUCGUGAGCGUCUGGAAUGGAAUCCAUUGCCAUGGGAGGAUAAUUUGCCGGUAAUUCAUUUGCUUGCAAAGAAACCGGUUGGCAUAUUCCACUUGUUGGAUGACGAAUCGAAUUUCCCCCGUGCCAGCGACUUGAGCUUUUUAGAAAAAUGUCACUACAAUCACGCUUUAAAUGAAUUAUACUCACGUCCACGAAUUGGUGCUCAAGAGUUCGGUGUAACCCAUUAUGCCGGUCAAGUUUGGUAUAAUGUCGAAGGAUUUUUGGAGAAGAACCGUGAUGCCGUUCGGCCGGAUGUGCUUGAGUUGCUGUCGUCAAGCGAUCUUCCAAUUAUGAAAGAGAUCUUUAAACAGUUGCGUGCUCAAAGAGACAAUUCAAAGUCUCUGCCCAAAGGAGCAAAUGGCCGUUUUGUAACAAUGAAGCCACGCACACCAACGGUUGCUGCUCGAUUCUCCGAUUCAUUGCAACAUUUAUUGCAAUCGAUGGCCAAAUGCAAUCCAUGGUUCAUUCGCUGUGUGAAGCCAAACAAUGAAAAACACGCUCUUCGAAUGGAUAUGCCAUGUGUUUUGCAACAACUUCGCUACUUGGGAAUGCUCGACACGAUCCGUAUUCGACAAAAAGGCUACCCGGUCCGAUUACGCUUCCAACACUUUGUAGAACGGUAUCGUCACAUGCUCAAGGCUCCAUUGCCACGUGGAACACCGUAUCGUGAUUUGUGCCGUAGCGUUUUAGAAACAAUUCCAGCUACGGGUGUUGAUGGACCCGAUUUCCAACUUGGUGCUACGAGAGUCUUCCUUCGUGAGGCAAUUCAUCGUGUGCUGGAGACCAAUCGAAGUGAACGUCAACGAGAUGCGGCCGUUAUUAUUCAGCGAAACGUUCGCAAAAUGUUGUCCAAAAAGCAUUUACGACGACGCAAGCGCGCCGCAACCAAGAUUCAAUCGGCUUGGAAGGGCUAUCGCGAUCGAAAACGUUAUCACAAUUUGAAACGAGGUACCGUUCAAUUGCAAGCACUUUUUCGCGGGCGACGACAACGGAAAAUGUAUCAAAAACUCAAGGCAGAGUUGCAACGACGUCGGAAUGUGGAGCGUGCGCAACGAGAGCGCCAUCAAAAAGCUGUGGCUGCUGAACAAGAACGGAGUCAUGUGGUUCAAUUGGAUGUACCAGCUGAAUUGGCAUUCAUUUUCUCGAAAUUGGACGGUUGGAGUUCGUUGCAUGGCGAUAGGCAUUUGGUUAAAGUGGUUGGAACUGUUCCUGGGCCACCGAAUACAUUCGAUUUACCCAGCGAUUUGGAUCAAUUUGCUUUCGGUAAAUUCAGUUCGGUUUAUUGUAAUGGUGUGAAAUUAGCACCUCGACGCGAUCCAAUCACAUCACCAUUUUUAUCACGUGCUGCAUCGCGGGAUGAAGACUUCCAGAGCUCACUUGCCGUGUUCAAGCUCAUCUUGCGCUGGGCUAACGACAAAAAUUUGGACAUUGCCAAAGAGAAGGCACUCGCCGAUUACAUUGUACACAAAGGCCUAUCGUCACGUAGCGUUCGUGAUGAAAUUUUCGUUCAGCUUUGCAAUCAAGUAUACAAAGUGGACGAAUCACAAUCGCUUCGCGUCUGGCAACUCAUGGGCCAUUGUUUGUCAUCGUUCCAACCUGGACACGCUUUGCAUAAAUACUUGAUUAAAUUCGUGGCAGACAAUGCUCCGACGUCAAUCAAAGAGUCGCUAUUGAGGAAACUUCUUCGCAACUCUGGAUCACAGUUGAUCACAAGUCGUUUGUAUCCACCAACUUGGCUUGAAUGGCGAGCCAAUGCCCGUAAUUCCGAUAUUGCAUUGAGUUUGACGUUGCCAGAUGAGGCAACACAAACCGUGGCUAUUGACUCAUGGACAACAUGCGAAGAGGCAGCUGCCCUCGCACUUUCUUCCAUAGCUGUGCCACCGCAAGGAUGGACCGUUGUUUUGGAUGACUCCGGACUAGUAUCCGAUUCCAAUGGAUUAGACUUUGUUUUGGAUUUGAUUUCCGAAAAGGAACUUUGUCCCGCUUUCCCAACCGUUCGAAGCGAUUUGCUGCGAUGCGGACGUAAGAAUUCGAAAAUUGCUGUUGCUCAAGAGCCUGAGAGCCCAAAUCCAAAACGACCAAACAUUCCACCACCAGAACCACCGAUGAAACGUCACUCUACCAAUGAACGUAUUGUGACCGAACAACCAAUUCCACAACCAGUUGUUGAAAAUAAACCCGAAUUUGGUGGUCGCAAUUAUGAGGGCGUUCAACGUAAAACAUCACAUGAUUUAUUGUCACGUAAUUCGGCACUCAAUGACCGAUACUUUGAUAGCGAUAAGACACGAUCGAAAUCAAUGGACGAUUUAUUGGCCGGGGAAAGUGUCGCUGACAGUAGUGCUGAGGUCAUAUCACAAGCUGAACAAGACGAAGAAAAUGAAGAGUUGGCUGAAUUGGGUCUGUCGGAAAGCAGAUUAAACGAUAGAUAUCACUCAGUUGAAAGAUUGGCUCCAUUGAGAGAAACACCAAGAUAUCAGAAAUACGCUGGACGACGCUCCGCUGGGCAUUCGAACAAAUACAUGGAACGCAGCGAUUAUGGCACACGUUCAUCGGCGAUGUCAGACACAAGUGAAGCUCCAUCGCUUGCAAGCCAUGUGCGUCGCGUUCGUGUACCAUCGAAUGUUGAUCAAUUUUCCGAUGUGGAUCAAUACUUGGAUGAUUUGUUCAGUCCAGUUUUGGACGGUUCUUUGGAUGAAUUAUCCGAUGCCCGUUCGCUGUCAACCAGCAUUCGUGGCGGUCGAGCUGAUUUCUUUGAAGCUCCCGAAAUUGAUACCGAUUUUGACGAUUUACAAUCAGCACAUAAAUUACAUCGCGUAAUCAAAGGUGGCGGCCAUAAAAAUGACAAUAAAGAAAAUGAAAAGCAAAGCCAAGAAGCGGAACUCAAUAAUGCUACAGCAUUAGAUGAAUAUAUCACAGAGCUUUUCCAACCUAUUUUCGUGAAUGAUUCCUUGAAGCGAUUGACCGAAAAGACGGAACUGGCUGAUUCGAUUAAGGGCGGUGGAACAGCGCAUCAGACACAAAGCUCAUCCAAUGGGUAUGGAGCGCCAUCAAAACUAAAUCCAGUGCUUGUAAUGGGCACCAAUCCCGAAAACUUCACAUCAACCUCAUCGGUUGACAAAACAGAUUUGCAACGAGCAUUCUUGCAAUCAGCAAUGGCACAAAAUAUACAAAUCCAGCAGCAAUUAUUGGCCCAAAAUCAAGCGCUGCAAACGUUGUUAAGUCAACAAGACUCUGGAUCUGCAUCAAGUUCGAAGAUAACUCAACGCAAACAGAGUUUCAAAUCUCGUACAUCAUCAUCACCAUUCAAUGGAGACUUCGACCGAAAUCGAAAAUCAUCAGCCGAGAGUAAUUCGCACAUUCCUCCUCCGCCUCCACCGCCGAUGCCGCCACCAAUUGAAUUCAACGAUCCAUCCGGUUCGCGGCCAUUCCUCGAUCCAUACGGCCGUGCUAAAACCGUUCGCAUCGGCAAAUGGGUGUGGCCACCAAAGGAUCAAGCACUAAAUGAUGAAAAUUUCAUGGAAUUCAAAAUGCGACAGAAUCAACGUAAAAACACUCCACAAUCGAAUACAAGUUCGCCAAAUGGCUCGAGCGCACAGAUCGAAUGGGAUGAACUCGAGGUGGAAAAUGUCAUUGUAAAGAAUGGCAUCAGUGCAACCAGCACACCAGUCCUACAGCAAAAUCCACGAAAAUUCAGUCAAGAAAAUGCCAUUCAAGCAACGACCACAACAACGGCUGUUGUUACAAAAAUCGCUCGUCGCAGUUUCGAAAUUGGCGCCGAACGACCACCACCUGGAAGCGUGGGUAAAUUGAAGUUGAGUUCAGAGAUGAGACAACGCCUUGAACAAGUCACCGCCGGACAUUCGGUGCGAUCAACAACAAGUACGGAAUCAAAUCAACGUACUCCAGCAAAAUUGGAAGAUGCACGUCGAAUGAUGUUGCAGCAAGCAUUGAGCGGACACUUUGGAUCCAAUGAUAAAUUGGACGAACCCGAUUUGCCGUCUGUUCGCACGCAAGUCAAACGAAUGGAAGCAGCUAAAGGUGUAAUUCCACCGGCUCCAAAAUUCCCACCGCCACCAAUACCCGGCUCACAGGCAAAGCAACCGGAACAACAAGAGAUUCCAUCAUUCUACCAGAAGCGUCAUGAACGCGAUACAUUUGGUAUUCAUCAGUCGCAGCAACAGAACUGGAAUGGUUCGGAGGUGUCAAAAGACACAUACGAUUCGUGGGGCCGUGCUGAAGCCGCCAAACACGAUAUUUAUGAUCACAAAAAGGAGAAGAAUGACCGUGAACCUCGGUCCAGAUCAAGAUCCCGCUCGAGAGAUCGUGAGAAUUUCAGUGAAUCGGUUUGGGAUCGAAAUGAAGUUGAGGGCGAAAGUGACACCCGUGAACGUAUGAAGGAGCGUGAGAAACACGAUCGAAUCUAUGAAAUGAAGCAAGUCGAACGAGAACGUGAAAGUCAGAAGGUCUAUCAACCAUCGUCGACUUCAAACAAAGCAGCAAUUUUCGAAAAAGAAAAAGCCAUUAAAAAAUCCCCGGCGCAAAUGAUCGAACGGGCCACAUUCAAGACACAUAUGGCACGAAUGGAUCGCGAGCGGAAGAAUUCGGCAUCGACCCAGAUCACGCAAAGCACCGACAAACCAGAUGACAUGACCGAUGUGGAAUGGCACACAAAUGCACCACCAGCGCCUGUGCCACCGGUCACCAAACUACCGGCCGCCGCUUGUUUGACCUACAAUCGUGUGCCAUGGAAAUUACGCGUCCGCAAAGAAGUGUUCCAUCCAACGGAAUCGAUCAGUUCACCAGCAGCGCUUGAUUUACUUUUUGCUCAAGUUGCCGGCGAUGUUCUGGGCUUAACAUCCUGUUUGCGUAUUUCACCGCAGGAAAAACGCAACGGAUUGAAUUUGCUCAGUGGCCACGGUGUCAAUGCGGAAACGGUGAAAACACAACAAGUUCGUGCCAUUGUAAAGCGUCACUUGAUCGAUAUGGCCCGCAAUUGGCCAUUGUAUUUCGCAAGAUUGUUCAUUGUCAGCGGUUCACCGCAGUUCCCUGAAGUGUCAUUGCUCGCCGUUUCACACAGUGGCGUCUAUUUGGCGCGUCGUGAAACGGAACACGUGAGCGUUGUUCGUUCUGUGCCAUUGGCCGAUUUGCAAGGGGCUAUUACUCUUCCACGUCCGGCUGCCCUUCAGCUCAAUCUUAAGAAUGGAAAUCGCAUCGUUCUUCAUGCACCACGCGCCACCGCCAUUCAAAUCAUGAUCCAGACAUUCUGUCAAGAAUUCAAAAAGGUUCAAUCAAAGGCAUCGACAAUAUCAUCUGGAGCCCGAGCGGCUGCGCAAACAUUGAAUGUUCCAAUCGAACGACUCGAAGCUCAAGUUCACGGCGGUGUUGUAAAAUCGCCUGGGUCGCCGACAGUGAAUAAUAACCACCAUGAGAAGAGCCAUCGUCAUCACAGUAUCGACGAAAUUAUUCCCAGUCACAUCGAACACAAUGGCAAGCAUUCAUCGCAACCGCAUAGCUAUGUGUCACAAGAGUCACCGCACGGAAAAUCCCAUCAUUCGCCGGCUCAAUCGCCGCAACAGCAUUCGAUGUCGCCCGUGCAAAUGCACGGUCAUCACAAGAAUGGCCACGAAAAUGGCCAAUUGCUGAUGCAUCCGGACGAACAGGAUGAUCAGCAACAAUUCUCGGCAUUGAGCGCGAUGCAACCCACACCAAUCACAAAUGCCAAGUACACACUUCUUCAGUUUGCCAUGCAACAUUUUCGCGAUGACAAUCAAGUGAUCGAAGACCAUGAAUUGAAUGGCCGUGCCAAGAAGCGUUCGACCUCAUCGCGGCCGCAUGGUGACUUAGUGAAAUGGCAAGGAAGUCCAAUUCGUAGCCCAUUGCUACGCUUACCAGUGGAACUAUCACCAUUGGCCAUCGAAUGUUUCGAAUGCAUUCUUCGGUAUUGCGGAGAUUUACCACCCGAUCCAGAGCUCACCGAAGUCAAAUGCGUCUAUACGAUUUUAAUGCACUGUCACAAACAUCUAACACUUCGCGACGAAGUCUACUGUCAAUUGAUGAAACAAACAACAGGAAAUCGUUCAGCAAAUCCAGAUUCAUGUCAACGAGCCUGGCGUCUAUUGAGCAUUUUGGCCGCAUAUUUCAGUUGCUCCGAUGCAUUGAAACCAUAUUUGAUGGAACAUUUAACAGCUGCUGCUUCAGAUCGUCGCCGAGCUGCCCAUGGAACUGCAGGAGUGUGUUUGUCCAAUCUACGUAAAACAGCUCGAUGUGGCGGUCGUAAGAAUGUGCCCAGUGUUGAGGAAGUUACAGCUGUUAGCGCAGGACGAUCGGCCCGUCGUCAAAUUUACCGUUUGCCUGGUGGUGCUGAGCGUGUUGUAAAUACUCGUGGUUCAACGGUGGUAGCUGAUGUAAUCGCUGAACUGUGUGGUUUACUUGGAAUUGAUUCGCCAAUUGAGCAGCAGGAGUUCUCAUUGUAUUGCAUUGUACAAGGGGAUGCUUUCACAAUGCCAUUGGCAGCAGAUGAAUACAUUUUGGAUGUAACCACUGAGCUCCUUAAAUCUGGUCAACCAUUCUAUUUGAUAUUCUGUCGUUCAGUUUGGCAUUUCCCAUUGAAACGCGAUCCAAUGCCAACACUUUUGUAUGUUGAGGUGUUGUUCAACCAAGUCGCCCCAGACUAUCUAGAAGGUUUACUGCUUGAGUUGCCCGGCGGUGGUGCACCAUCUCCAGAUGUCGUUCGCGAUAUGGCUCGUAUUGCAGUGCUGUUGCAUCGUGCCGCUGAUUUGAAUCAUGUUCCAGCAAUGAAAGAAAUCAAAUUCCUAUUGCCCAAACCCGCCCUAGGCAUACGCGAACUGAGACCAGCUCAAUGGGUAGCACUCGUUCAAUCCGCUUGGCCAUCGGUGGCUGGACUGGAACCCGUUCAAGUUAAAGCACAAUUUUUAGCCGUUCUCGCUGAAUGGCCGCUGUUUGGCAGUAGCUUCUUUGCCGUGCGCAAAGUAUGGGCUGAAGAUGGUUUGGCCGAUGAUUCUAGUCCAAUUUGGAAGGAGAUCAUUUUAGCAUUGAAUCGACGCGGUGUCUUGUUCCUCGAUCCAAAUACACACGAAACACUACGACAUUGGCCAUUCAUGGAAGUCAUUUCAACGAGAAAGGUUCGUUCCGACGAUGGUGCAUUAUACUUGGAUAUGAAAAUGGGCAAUUUGAUGCAGCAGCGAGUGAUUCGUGUACAAACCGAGCAAGCGCACGAGAUAUCGCGUUUAAUCCGUCAAUACAUCACAAUGGCACAAAUGAGCCGACCAGAUCGACGCGAAUGAAUGCACAGUGCACACACAUUAAAACGCGAAGACAAAAAAAUAAAAAUACAUCGAGAGUAAAUGAAGAUUCGCAUGUCUUCCAUCAAUUUAUCGUCUAAGUCUAUUUGAAAUUUGUAUAAAUUAUCGGGUUUAAAUGACGUUAUAAUUAUUUAAUACUUUUUUUCCAUCUACUUAUUCAAUACAAGAUUAAAAAAAUAAACAAUUCACUGAAAUAUGUAAGGUAAACGCAAAAAAAAAUGAAAUAUAUACUCGAUUUGCUAUUGAAUACUUAACCAAACCUCAAACACGAGGCAAUUCUUAUACACUAAGAAAUUCCCCGCAAUUUUCGAUUCAACACAUUUUAUUUUUAAUCAAAUUUUUGUGAAAAUUCUCACAAAUUGAUGACGUUUUUUUCCAGAAUUAAAUGUAUUAAUGCAAAUCUAACAUCAGUUUUCUAAGCUAUAUAAAUGUAUAUUUCUAUUAUUGUAAAAUUUUCGCAAAUCAAUUCAUUUAUUUACGAAAUAAAAUGGAAUAUUAUUUAAAAA
Messenger RNA from Sitodiplosis mosellana (orange wheat blossom midge), 10374 nucleotides. RefSeq names its product unconventional myosin-XV (gene Myo10A). Gene Ontology annotation, molecular function: cytoskeletal motor activity; protein binding; ATP binding. The transcript has 14 exons. NCBI's taxonomy places the organism in Eukaryota, Metazoa, Arthropoda, Insecta, Diptera, Cecidomyiidae. Gene Ontology annotation, cellular component: cytoskeleton; myosin complex. The coding region runs from base 1085 to 9850 and encodes 2921 amino acids. The record is from RefSeq and is a predicted model, not a curated record.